GGUUGUACAAAAGGAACACAAAACAAAGUGCCAAAGAGGUUGGGUUGUCACUCAAAAAUCGCGUCUUCAAAACGCUGUGUGUCCCUCUUCUUCUUCUUUUCCCAUAUUUUUCCUACAACUUCGUUACUUCCCAAAAGAUGGCUGACCCAGAAUUGGAAGCUAUUAGGCAAAGGAGAAUGCAAGAGCUCAUGGCUCAACAGGGCGCGGGAGGAAGUCAGCAAAGCCCUGACCAGCAGAAAGCCCAGGAUGAAGCUAAAAGGGAGGCUGAUGAGCGAAGGCAAGUGAUGCUUACUCAGAUUCUGACUUCUGAAGCAAGGGCUAGAGUUGCUCGAAUUGCUCUUGUGAAGCCUGACAAAGCCAAAGGAGUGGAAGAUGUUAUACUCCGAGCUGCCCAAUACGGGCAGAUAACAGAAAAGGUUUCUGAGCAGAAACUUAUAGAACUGCUUGAACAAAUUAACACCCAAACUACGAAGCAAACAAAAGUAACAAUCCAGAGGCGUCGCAAUGUUCUUGAGGACGAUGAUUGAGUGAUUCGGCAUAUGACAGGCAUGAUAAUAUAGUGCUCUAUUUGUAAUUUAUAUGAGAUGCUUGAUUGUGGUGUGUAUUGUAAUACUCACAAUUUGUCAAACUCGAGUAGGAGUGUUCAUCGAUCGGUUUGGUACGGUUUUGAAAGAAUUCGAUUUUCAGUUUCAAGAAUGUUAUACCGAUAUCAUACUAAAUUUAUUAUGCGGUAUGGUUCGGUUUUUUACUUAUCGAUUUCGAUUUUUGUGGUUCGGUAA
Lycium ferocissimum is the source of this 779-nucleotide messenger RNA. RefSeq lists its product as uncharacterized. Gene Ontology annotation, cellular component: nucleus; cytosol. The record is from RefSeq and is a predicted model, not a curated record. The transcript is spliced from 7 exons. The coding region runs from base 138 to 527 and encodes 129 amino acids. Gene Ontology annotation, molecular function: DNA binding. NCBI's taxonomy places the organism in Eukaryota, Viridiplantae, Streptophyta, Magnoliopsida, Solanales, Solanaceae.